AAAAUUAAUUGGUACGGAUUGUGACUGACACGAACAUUGAUUAAUUUUUAUAGCCUGAAAUUUUUCGCCAUAAAUAUUUGCUUAUAAUAAACAUACCGUUGAAAAUUAUCUAACCCUUUAAUACUCAUAUAGGAAGUUAAAUAUGUCAAUAGCGCGUGUGCCCCAAUUACGAAUUGUGCAGCGAGACCUUAAAUGCCGUCAAGGCUGUGGAUUUUAUGGGAAUGCCCAAUUUGAUGGACUCUGCUCCAAAUGUUUUCGUGAACGAAACGAUAAAAGAAAGAAAGCAGAGCAGAAUGCACUUCCUCCUGUUGCAAAUUCGCCGAAUACCAGUGGCACGAGCACAGCUGGACGAUUGUCCCCACAAAACCUCUUGGGGCGUGUACCAAACAAGAGGCAGGACAGCAUGCCGGAAAUAUCGACAGGGACACUUACAAAGAAAAAAUCUCUUGUGCCAGCUGUAUUUCAAAAAACACUUCAAUCGAAUACGCUGAAAAGUAAAAAAUUAAAACAAGAUGGUCAUUUAGGACAAAGAGCAUAUGUGCCCGAUCCCACCGAAAGCCAAUUUAUGCUUCAACUACGCCAACUACGCAUACCCGAUGAUGGCAAACGUAAACUAAAAAGUGAAAUUCAACGUUUAGAUAAUGCCAUACGGAGUUAUAUGAAUAAUAGUGCUAAUAAAAAUGUUGAUGAAUUGUCAGAGAUGGUACAAAAUGCAUACACCAAACUGGCGGAUAUAGUGCACAAUGACCAACGUUUCCAAAUAGCCACCAAUGAAGACCGUGAGAGUGCAAUCGAUUUUUUCGAAAAGGUGGUCAUGACCCAAAAUCACAAAUUCCUAUUUAGUCCGUAUUUCACGCUCGAUGAAGAAAACGAUGUAAAAAUACAAAAACGGAUACGCCAACUCAGUUGGAUAACGGCAAAACAUUUAGUAUGUAGCAUUGAUGAAGUUAAUGCGGAAUCGCGAGACUUGGUCUAUAAUGCUAUAACAGAGUUGGUAGGCAUCGAUUCUUAUUACUCACCUCAAGAGAAACUGGAAUGCACAGUGCGUUGUUGUCGCCAUAUUUUUGAAUUACUCAAGCAUUCAGUUGGCGGUCCCGCAAGUGCAGAUGAAUUUCUUCCGGCUCUUAUUUUCGUUGUGCUAAAAGCUAAUCCAGUGCGACUGCAUAGUAAUGUAAACUUUGUAACACGCUUCACCAAUGCGUCGCGGCUAAUGAGUGGCGAAGGUGGCUAUUAUUUCACUAAUUUGUGCUGCGCAAUCUCCUUUAUUGAGAACUUAAAUGGCGAAAGUUUGGGUAUCUCGGAAGAAGAAUUCGAAUUACUGAUGUCAGGAGAUAAAGCUUUCAGUACUCCUUGGGAAAGCGCUUUGCUAGCUUGUGAGGGAUUACAUUUGAUAUCGGAGAAUAUGAAGCGCAUGGAAUCACUAAAAAAGCGGAACUCUAGCAUUGCUACUGGUAUUGAUAAUUUUCGUAAAGACCUCGAAGAGUUUCAGCGAGAGAUCACCGAUAAAGUGGACGCUUGCAUUGCCAAAGCACCACUUACUAUCCUGCCAAUAAAAACACCAUCACAUUUAAUCAGUAAAGCAAGGGCUCACCUGGCGAAUGGUGGUGAAAUAGGUUUAGCGACCGCUGAAUCAGUUGGACAUUACAGUGCUAAUUUGAUUGCUGCAAUAAGCGCCGAUGGAAAAACGAACAAAGAGAGUACAAAAAAUACUCAGCCUUUAGUACAAAACAGUACAAAUCAAAUAAUUGAUAUUCUAGAGGACGCAUCGCACACAUUGGCGCUUAAAGAUACUAGUACUACAUCGAUUGGUCGACUAUCGCCCCUACCACCAGCGCAACCAAACAUAGACUUACAAUUUGCAUCACCAAUUUUUAAUUAUACGCCUUUCGACGCCAUUUCUCUACUAGAGGAUCACUCUGACUCCACUGAUGAUUAUUUAAUUAACACCAAUUUACAAGGCGGACUUACAAAUGUAAACUAUGACUUCGAUUUAUCCGACCACAGCGGUGAAAACAGUGUUACUGAGGAUUUGAAAUUAAAUUUAGAAGAAUUCGAUCCACUUGCACAAAAACCCGUGACAGAAAGUGAUCUGCAAGCAACUGAGCAAAAUGGAAGUACUGUUGAGCGUAGUUUAUUGGACAGUGAUUCGCCCACAAAUGGAACAUUACUUCCAUCGCCUUUGAAACCGACAGUAACAGAUUAUCGUGGCUUCUCGAGUUUCGAAAUACCAUCUAUUUCCUGUAAUACAGGUGAUUUUGCGUCGUUAAAUCAUUCUGUUAAUGAAAGCGAGAUUAACAUAAAAACAACUAGCACUGUAAUCGAAAAUAGCAAAGCUAAUUGAUUUAAAUCAGCCGAAUUCCACAGUUGUGUGAUAAAUGUAUUAAUAUAGUUAAAUGGAUUCUAAUUGUGUAUAAUAAAUUAAAUGAUAUUGUAAAUUA
Molecule: messenger RNA, 2438 nt
Organism: Bactrocera tryoni
Lineage: Eukaryota; Metazoa; Arthropoda; Insecta; Diptera; Tephritidae
Gene: Rabex-5
Product: rab5 GDP/GTP exchange factor
Exons: 7
Coding region: 143-2341 (732 amino acids)
Biological process (GO): vesicle-mediated transport
Cellular component (GO): cytosol; endocytic vesicle
Molecular function (GO): DNA binding; guanyl-nucleotide exchange factor activity; zinc ion binding
Source: RefSeq, a predicted model, not a curated record